Messenger RNA from Aureococcus anophagefferens, 585 nucleotides. RefSeq lists its product as hypothetical. Gene Ontology annotation, biological process: SCF-dependent proteasomal ubiquitin-dependent protein catabolic process. The record is from RefSeq and is a predicted model, not a curated record. Gene Ontology annotation, cellular component: SCF ubiquitin ligase complex. The annotation marks the transcript as partial. Gene Ontology annotation, molecular function: protein binding. Lineage: Eukaryota; Pelagophyceae; Pelagomonadales; Pelagomonadaceae. The transcript has a single exon.
AUGACGUCGCUGGACGUGACGGACUGCCACCUCGUCACCGACGCCGCGCUCUGGGCCGUGAGCCGCCACUGCAAGGAGCUGCGGACGCUCGUCGCGUCGGGCUGCGGCCAGAUCACGCGCGUCGGCCUCCGCGCGAUGACGCUGGGCUGCCCCCUCGUGCAGCGCCUCGAGCUGAGCCGCUGCGCGUCCCUCGACGACCCGGCGCUGUCGGCCAUCGCCGCGGGCUUCCCCCACCUCGUGUCGCUGACCGUGUCCGAGUGCGACCACAUCACGGACGACGGCCUCGCGGUCUUGGCGUCGGGCUGCCGCGACCUCGAGCACGUCGACGUGUCGGGCUGCCCGCGCCUCGGCGAGUUCGGCGACCGGGCGCUGCUGGCCCUGGGCCGCUUCUGCGGGCGCCUCGAGCGCCUCGACAUGUUCGGCUGCGCGCACGUGCAGGACGCGGGCAUCAUCGCCGUCGCGCGCGGCUGCGGCGGUCUGGAGAAGCUGCGGCUCACGGGCUGCCGCGAGCUCACGGGCGGCGCGCUGGCGGCGCUGGCGCGCCAGUGCCCGAACCUCGUGGACCUGUCCAUCGCGGGCUGCGAG